AUGCUAUUCUGCUCUCUAUUUAAGAGAUCGCAGCUAACAUCGUCUCGCCGACGCCGACGCGACUCUAAACUACCUCUCAUGGACCUCUCGUCACUCGAGGGUCCUCCCCUCGCCGACCCAAGGGCCAAUAUCCCUAUUAAUUCCACAUUCCCUCGUAUCGAGGAAGAGCCCCCAACGCCGGAAACUCCGAGUCAUUAUCACAGUUACUUCAACCUCUACACGAAGCCAUUACCCCCACGGCCUGCCUCGGCGGACCCUCUGGACUCUCGCCAAUCACGACACCAAUUAUCAAAUAUCCAUACCGCCAACUCUCACACCGAUCUUGAUCCCUUAUGGAGUGAUAGCCAUCUACGACGCAUGCCCGCCCAAAGAGGCAGGAGGAGUCCUUCUAAUGAGUUGCGGCCUGGUGACGGCAUCACUGCUGCAGAUCCAGUACGAGAAGCCCGUUCCCGAUCGCCCCCCGUCAAUCCAUAUCUAUAUACUGAGUGCCGGGUGCCUAGACGGCCUCGAAGUGCGCCUCUCGUUUGGUCGGAAGAGGAGGAGCUAUGGGUAGUUACUGGGAGCUCGGCAUCGUCACACCGUCCGCAAACCCGGCAUAGUCGACCACCCCGGCUCGAAACGCAUUUGAGUGAACCGUCCCUAAGCAUUGGAGACAACAUUGAUGAGGAAUUGGAUCACGGCGCACUCUCGCCUCCGCCUUCGUAUGAUAGCCAUGGCUUUAGCCAUACGCACGUGGUUCGACAGCAACGUGGUACGGAGUCACGUUGGGGCGCCGUUGCGCGGCGUAUGCAUGGUUGGUCGAAUGAAUGA
Messenger RNA from Penicillium cataractarum, 810 nucleotides. RefSeq lists its product as uncharacterized. The record is from RefSeq and is a predicted model, not a curated record. The coding region runs from base 1 to 810 and encodes 269 amino acids. Lineage: Eukaryota; Fungi; Ascomycota; Eurotiomycetes; Eurotiales; Aspergillaceae. The transcript has a single exon.